This is a messenger RNA of Trichoderma asperellum CBS 433.97, 720 nucleotides long. RefSeq lists its product as uncharacterized. The record is from RefSeq and is a predicted model, not a curated record. Lineage: Eukaryota; Fungi; Ascomycota; Sordariomycetes; Hypocreales; Hypocreaceae.
AUGGUAAGGGAGAACUACCAUCAUAACGCCCAGACAAUGAAACAGAUACACCAUCGACUUCAUCGGAUCGGUCAAACGAAAGCAGUUACCUGGCAUACGCUAAAGGUAAAAAACUCAUUUAACGAUCACCAAGAACGCCUAUGCAUGGUCAAAUGGGCAAAGCAGAUGUCAGCUGAGAUGAGUCUUGAAGACUGGUACCCGGACAAUAUUCGAGAGUUGAUUAUAUUCGAGUUCCAGCGAGCUUAUUUUCAUCAACCCUUUAAUAAGUAUGCCUGGGUCCUUUUGCGAGACCGAGACCCAAGUGGGUUUAAAUACUACGGAGCUCAGACCUUACGCCUUGGCUAUGCCCUGACCUGUGAUGCAUCGGAAGACUUAGCCGAGGCCCUUGUUACCUUUUCUAGCACACAUAGUGUGGAUGAUCUAGUCCAACUAACUAUAAAGCCUGUUGAAGAUCUUUAUGAUGCUUUAAUUGAUAUUAAAGAUCAUGUUGAGAAGGCAAAAGAAAAAGCAAAGUCAGACCCAGAUGUGAAGGAGAAGAAGAAGCGUGUGAAAGCUGGGGUAAAAAGCCGGAAGAAGGAAGAUAAGUAUAAGAGUGAAGAGCUUGUUUAUGACUCGGACAGCGAUUCCGAUGAGGUUGUUAAUGCAGUAAAUGAAGACUGGUACCCUGACAACAUACGAGAGCUUGUUAUAUUUGAGUUCCAGCAAGCCUACUUUCACUAG